AUGUCCUUCCCCUGGCACUCCGGCACCCACGCCGCUCUAGUCGCCCGGGGCAACCACUCCCUCUACCUCACCGCCGCUGGCCCUCCCCGCCCCAUGACCAACACCCACCUCCAACCAGCCAUAAUCAUCGAAGCCGGACUCUGCAGCGGCCUAACCGACUACGACCGGGCCGGCUACGGGCUCAGCGAGCCCUCACCAGCACAAAAUUACACAGCCGAGAACCGCAUUCGCGAAUUGGCGCAAUUACUCGACAUCACCGGAAUCGAACCACCGUAUGUCCUCGUUGGGCAUUCGUAUGGCGGGAUGCUCGUGCGGGAGUUUCUCCGGCAGUAUCCGGAUCAAAUGGCGGGGAUGGUGUUGGUGGAUUCAGCGAGGACGAGGACGAAGUUACCGUCUGAUACGUUUGAUUUGCUGGGCGAGAGUACGUACUAUGGUAGUGUGGGGUUGGAUGAGAAUCAUGUAGUUUCGGAGGAGGAGUACGCAGCGAUCAAGGAAGACGAGAAGCGGAAUAUGUCGACAGCGGAGAUCGAGGAAUCGUAUAUGGAGACCAGUACUCAGAUAGUGAAUGAUGCAUUGCCGGAGGGGUGUCCGGUUCUGGGGGAUGGGAGAUUGAGUGUGAUUUUUGCUACUGAGUCGGUGGAUUUUACUAAGCUUUAUAUGUAUGCUGUGGAGAAUAAUGUCGGGACGGAGGAUGCUCGACAGCGUCUGGCUGUGCGGUUGCAGGAUAUGGGGCGGGUGGAUGAAUAUGGGCAGCGAGCGCAUCUGGGCUUGUCUAGACAGAGUCGGUUUGUUUAUGCGGAGGGCAUGUAUCGGACGCAUAGAUUGCAGUAUGUUACGCCGGAGGUCAUAAGGGAUGAGGUGACCUGGGUGUUGGGGUUGAGUGAGUAG
Messenger RNA from Aspergillus ibericus CBS 121593, 888 nucleotides. RefSeq names its product alpha/beta fold hydrolase. The transcript has 2 exons. The record is from RefSeq and is a predicted model, not a curated record. NCBI's taxonomy places the organism in Eukaryota, Fungi, Ascomycota, Eurotiomycetes, Eurotiales, Aspergillaceae. Bases 1 to 888 code for a protein of 295 amino acids.